Ceratosolen solmsi marchali is the source of this 1686-nucleotide messenger RNA. RefSeq names its product prostatic acid phosphatase. The transcript has 7 exons. Gene Ontology annotation, biological process: dephosphorylation. NCBI's taxonomy places the organism in Eukaryota, Metazoa, Arthropoda, Insecta, Hymenoptera, Agaonidae. The record is from RefSeq and is a predicted model, not a curated record. The coding region runs from base 198 to 1451 and encodes 417 amino acids. Gene Ontology annotation, molecular function: phosphatase activity.
GCUCAAACUCAGUAGCAUAUAACACGCUUUAUUGUUUUUACUUUAUUCAUCACUUUUGUUUAUACUAAGUACGAAAAUACCUUGAGGAAUACUCGAAACUUGCGAAUGCUAUCAAUCUAUGUUCUUAAUCACAGAUGCAGGAAGAUUAUUGAUAAACGCAACGCUUUUCAAUAUUCCCAUUACCGUCUGCAUCAUAAAUGUGGAAGAUCCUUGGCAUUUUACUAUUCAAUCUCGCUGGCUUCUACAGUUAUGAAGAGGAUCUUGGCAGAAUAAUAUUCACAAAUAUUCUGUUUAGACAUGGAGAUAGAACACCGAUUAAAGCUUAUCCUAAUGAUCCUUAUCGAAAUGAAAGUUCAUGGCCAGUACCAUUUGGACAACUUACUAAUCUUGGAAAACAUCAACACUUACUAUUAGGCCAGUGGUUCAGAAAUCGAUAUGAUCAUUUACUUCCAAAAACUUAUUCUUUUUAUGAUAUUUAUAUCAUGAGUACUGAUGUAGACCGAACAUUAAUGUCUGCUGAAGCUAAUUUAGCUGGCCUUUACCCUCCUAGUGGUGAUCAGGUAUGGGAUAUAAAGAUGUGGAUGCCAAUACCAGUACACACUAUUCCAGAACAUGAAGAUAAUCUUUUAGCAGUAAAGAAAUAUUGUGAUAAAUAUGAUUAUGAACUUCAGAAAGUAUUAAAUUCCCCAGAAAUAAAAAAUUUAGAUAAAAUAAACUUUGAAUUGUAUCAAUAUUUAACCAAGAUGUCUGGAAAAACUGUUUUCUCUUUACAAAGUGUUGAAUAUUUAUAUAACAUUUUAUUUAUUGAGGAACUUAAUAAUAAAAGUUUACCGAAAUGGACAAAAAGUAUAUAUCCAGAUAAACUAAAACCUUUGGCUGAGAAAAGUUUUACAAUAUCAGCUUAUAAUAAAAUACUUCAAAGAUUAAAAUCAGGACCUCUUUUGAAGAAUAUGAUUGAACAUAUGAAAUUAAAAUCCAAACAUAUAUUAAUGCCUGAUCGAAAAUUAUGGAUUUAUAGUGCCCAUGAUGAAACCAUAGCUAAUAUGUUAAUGACUCUAAAUUUAUUUGACCCUCAUUGCCCUCCAUAUACUGCAACUUUACUUUUAGAAUUGAGAAUUAAUACAAAAAAUGAACAUGUCGUUACUAUUUUUUAUAAAAAUUCGUCCAAAGAACCAACUUUAUUAACUCUUCCUGGUUGUACUGCUGCUUGCUCAUUAAAUCAAUUUAUUUUACUAACAAAAGAUGUCAUUCCUGUAAAUUGGGAGCGAGAAUGUUUGAUGAACAAUGAAAUAUAUUCAUUUAAUAUUAGUGCUACUACUAUUAUUGUAAUGUUAACGACAUCAAUUUUAAUGUUAAUUCUUUUGGUUCUGAUGAUUAUCACAUUUAUGUAUGGAUACCACAGAAGGCAGCAUAAUCAGAAUUAUUCACGAUUAUCAAUGGAUGGUGCAUAAAAAUAGUGAUUUAAUUUUCUUUUUUUUUUUAAUUAUUCAGUGAACUUAUUUGUAACUGUUUGAAAUUUUAUUUAUAUAAUUAUUUGUUGAAUUUAAAAUCAUGAAAAAUACGCAUUAAUUACUUGUGUUAUUACAAGAAAAAAGUGAGUAAUACGAAGAAUGUUAUUUACUGGUUGAUUGAUUCUUAAACACUUUUAUUAUUCAUUUCUUAAUAGUACAGAAAAUGGUAUAAUAA